Messenger RNA from Penicillium canariense, 1224 nucleotides. RefSeq lists its product as uncharacterized. Gene Ontology annotation, cellular component: nucleus. The transcript has 4 exons. Lineage: Eukaryota; Fungi; Ascomycota; Eurotiomycetes; Eurotiales; Aspergillaceae. Bases 1 to 1224 code for a protein of 407 amino acids. Gene Ontology annotation, biological process: chromatin organization. The record is from RefSeq and is a predicted model, not a curated record.
AUGGAGUCCUCCGAGCAAGACAGCCGAACCUCCACCCCUCGGUCGUUUACCGGCCAGACCGUGUCCGCCGAGGAGAUGCUCAAGUCGCAAACCGUCGGCCUCGUGCAUCUAUCCGACUUUCGCAAGCGGCGCGCAGAGGUUUUGGAACAAAAGGAGCGCGAGGCGCAUGAUAAGUCGCUUGGACGACUGGCAUCUGGUAAUUCACGAAGCGCAACUCCUUCUGCAGGCGAAGUGACUGACGGGUCUUCGACACCACGGAGUGACGCUCCUCCCAAAAAGAAGAAAAAGAAGGCUCUCAUGAAGAGUAAGCUUUCGUUUGGCGAUGAUAAUGACGACACCGGCGAAGAGUCCGCCGCGACACCGCGCGACUCGAGCAUAUCACGAUCCAGUUCAAAGACCCCCAUGGAGGAGGGUACCUCUGUAGCUGCUCGCCGCAUGAAGGCGAAUCCGAACGCGCCGCCUCCUCCUAAAGCGAAGACUAAGGCCGCAUUGGAAGCUGAGGCGCAGGCUCGCGACACACUACGGAAGGAAUUUUUAGUGAUGCAAGAAGCGGUUAAGAAUACCGAGAUUGCCAUCCCCUUUGUCUUGUUUGAUGGCACCAGCAUACCUGCUGGAUCUGUUAAGGUGAAGAAGGGGGAUCCUGUCUGGCUGUUUUUGGACCGAUGCCGCAAGGUUGGCGCCGAGCUGGGAGCUGGUGGAGCCAACGGUGCCUCGAAGGCACGGAAAGAUAGUCGCCGGGAAUGGGCACGAAUCAGUGUUGAUGAUCUGAUGCUUGUGAAGGGCGAUGUUAUCGUUCCACAUUUUUACUAUUUCAUCGCCAACCGAGUGCCCAGUUUCUCUCGGGCUGGUGGGUUACUCUUCGAUUAUUCUGACAAACCUCCUCCAGCUAAGUCAGACGACGAUCCCUUAUAUCGUCCCAGUGACCACAGCAUAGAAGGUGAGGACAAAGAUGCCACGGAAACCAAGGUCGUAGAUCGACGUUGUCACACCUUCUGUCUCGGAUGUGCAGACGGCCUCGGACUCUCUCAUCCCACUGCGAAUGAUCGUCGAUGCCCUGCCUGCCAGACCGUUCUAUCCAACCCUGAUGAUGCCGUAUCAACCAUCCUGAACCCGACAGAAGACUACAAGACAAGUGUGCUGAGUGGCCUGGACCCGAACACUAUCAUGGAGUGUGCUGGCCGGGCAUUAGGCUUCUGGGCAUACCAGAGCACCCAAGAGAUGUAG